This is a messenger RNA of Cladophialophora psammophila CBS 110553, 693 nucleotides long. RefSeq lists its product as uncharacterized. Bases 1 to 693 code for a protein of 230 amino acids. The record is from RefSeq and is a predicted model, not a curated record. NCBI's taxonomy places the organism in Eukaryota, Fungi, Ascomycota, Eurotiomycetes, Chaetothyriales, Herpotrichiellaceae. The transcript is spliced from 2 exons.
AUGACUGUUGGUGAUGUUGGGAGUUCUCUCGCCCAACAGUUAGGCAUCGCAAAGAAAUUUCAGAUUUUACUUUGCGAAGGAACAAUUCUCAACGAUGAUGAGCUUGCUAACCGUUACCUUAAUCAACCGCUUCUCCUGUCUGUUCUGCCAGACAAACGAGCAAAAGUCCUUGGCUUUGGUGCUGGCGGAAAUAUCAAUCAGUUUGUAGAACCAGAUCACUACGAUCCUCGCAUCUGGGAUGUUGCAAACUCUAAGAUUCUCAACGUCCACAUCAUUGACUCGGCAACACUUAAGGAGGUGACACAGUUUGACCCUCCUGAGCCCCCUGUAACAGCACAGGCAUACAAAGACAAAGGCCUCUCUUUGUUCCAAUUCCCGCGUGGCGGUGAUCCAAAAAAUGGGGUUGCGGGCAAAUGGAGCAUGCUCACAGGGGUUGCUGAGAUAGAGGGAGAGCAUGCGAAAAUAUUCACCGAAGUCGAUACGCAAGCUAAGCCGAUGGGGCCGAUGGAUGAUACGAUUGAGAUCGAGGAGUUUGAGGAAAGAGGCGUCGACUUUUUAGUCACGCUUUUAGAUGUCGACGACACUGUGCCUCCUUUUCGGGGUGUGGUGCUGUUGUCGUUGACAAUAACAUGGGAUAGUGUAUUUGACGUAGACGCUGUGUGGGUAAUACAGAGCAGUGACAAGAGUACCUAG